This is a messenger RNA of Cygnus atratus (black swan), 2829 nucleotides long. RefSeq names its product arf-GAP with SH3 domain, ANK repeat and PH domain-containing protein 2-like. Gene Ontology annotation, biological process: positive regulation of GTPase activity. The transcript is spliced from 26 exons. Lineage: Eukaryota; Metazoa; Chordata; Aves; Anseriformes; Anatidae. Gene Ontology annotation, molecular function: GTPase activator activity; protein binding. Gene Ontology annotation, cellular component: cytoplasm. The coding region runs from base 1 to 2829 and encodes 942 amino acids. The record is from RefSeq and is a predicted model, not a curated record.
AUGGCGGCCCUCAUCUCGGUGUGCGACUUCAUGCAGCAGGUGCAGGAGGACCUCAGUUCGCCCACCACCUCCACCUUCACCAGUCACAUGGGCCACUGCAAGGCCACUGCUAGCAGCCUGGAGGAGGCCUUGGAUGCAGACCGAGCUGUGCUGCAGAAGAUGAGGAAAGCAGCCAAGGCGGAACACAGCUGUGGACAAGAUCUCAUCAACCACCUGGAAGCCCACAUUGCUGCCCAGGAGAAGUUCUCGGCCAACUACCAGCUGGAGGGUGAGGAGCAGCUGGCCAAUGCCUUCAGCACCUUCGCAGCCUUCUCCCAGGAGCUGCUGACCGCUGUCAGGAGCCUGUUGCAGAGUUUGUACCACAACAUUAACUUUUCCCUGGAGUCGUUAAUAAAGGGCGACAUGAAAGAGCUCAAAGGGGAGUUCAAGAAGCCCUUUGAGAAGGCCUGCAAAGACUAUGAGAGCAAACUCGCGAGGAUUGAGAAAGAGAAGCGUGAGCUGGCAAAGCAGCAUGGCAUGGUGCGGAGUGAGGUGAGCAGCGGGGAGAUUGCUGAGGAGAUGGAGAAGGAGCGCAGGACCUUCCAGUUAAACAUGUGUGAGUAUCUAAUCAAAGUGAAUGAGAUCAAAACCAAGAAAGGGAUCGACUUGCUGCAAAACCACAUCAAGCACUGCAGCUCACAGUUCAAUUUUUUCCAGGAAUGUUUAACUGCAACAGCAAAACUGAAGAAUUUUACAGAGAAGCUCAUCCCAGAGCUGCAGAGUCUGAAGACCAGGCAGGACGAGGAGAAGAAGCAGCUGUGUGCCCUUCGGGAUCAGCUGAAGGCAGCGUUACAGCUGGAGCAGAAGGAGGACACUGGGAGCAAGCAAGCAGUGUACAACAUGCACCAGCUGCAAGGGAACAAGCAGUACGGCACGGAGAAGACAGGGACCCUCUUUAAGAAAAGCGAUGGGCUGAGAAAAGUCUGGCAGAAGAGGAAAUGCACCAUCAGGAAUGGCUACCUGACCAUCUCUCACAGCAUGCCCAACCGCCCGCCAGCCAAGUUGAACCUACUGACCUGCCAGGUGAAGCCGAAUGUGGAUGACAGGAAAUGCUUUGAUCUGGUUUCACACAACCGCACGUAUCGCUUCCUGGCGGAGGAUGAGCAGGACUGUGUCGCCUGGGUGUCUGUCCUCAGCAACAGCAAGGAGGAGGCGCUGAACGUGGCCUUCAGCAAGGUGCAGGGCGGAGGGGAGAGCAGCAGGGAGGAGCUGACCCGGGCCAUCAUCAAGGAGGUCAGAGGCAUGCCUGGGAACAGGGAGUGCUGUGACUGCUCAGCACCGGAUCCCACCUGGCUCUCCAUUAACUUGGGCAUCCUGAUCUGCAUUGAGUGCUCUGGGAUUCACAGAGAGAUGGGUGUGCAUGUCUCCCGCAUCCAGUCACUGUCUCUGGACAAGCUGGCAACCUCUGAAUUGCUGCUGGCAAGGAACAUCAGCAACGCUGGCUUCAAUGACAUCAUGGAAGCGAAUCUUUCCAGCUUCUCCGCCAAGCCUGUGGUGCACAGUGACAUGGUCUUUCGGAAAAAUUUCAUCAUUUCCAAGUAUGUUGAGAAGAAAUAUGCCAAGAGGAGCCCUGCUGCUCAGUGCCCAAGCCUCCCAGAAGCCGUCAAGAAUAAGGACAUAUUUUCUUUACUCCAAGCUUAUGCAGAGAACACGGAUUUGAGCGAGCCUGUGCAGGCACCUCUGCAGGAACCUGGGGAGACCAUUCUCCACCUGGCAGUGCUGUUGUCUGACCAAACCUCAUUGCAUAUCGUCGAUUUUCUUGUCCAGAACAGCGGGAGCCUAGAAAAGCAGACUGUGGUGGGGAACACGCCACUUCACUACUGCUGCACUCACAACAAACCUGAGUGUCUCAAACUGCUGCUGAAGGCCAAAGCCAGUAUUGCCAUCGCUAACAAAGCAGGAGAGACAGCCCUGGACGUUGCCCGGAGGACAAGACAUCCCCAGUGUGAAUUGCUGCUGUUGCAGGCCCAGAACAACCAGUUCAACCCGCGCGUCGAUGUAGAGUAUGAGUGGUGGCUGGGCCAAGACGACGUGUAUGAGAGCGAUGAAGACCUGGAUGAGAAGCUGGGUCUUGUGAAGAGGGGGUCUGCCCAUCCCCAGAGCUGCUGCCACCCCCCUGCCACUGCCUCCAGGCCGGAAGCAGCAGGGACAGUGCCCCAGGGGAGGUGGCUGGACAUCUACGCCCUGCCAGACACCCACCUCCACAGCCUGGACAUACCACCAGCACUCUCCUACCUGCCUUCCUUCCCACCUCAGCGGGCAAAGUCAGCUCCUGAGGGAUCAUGUCCUCAUCUUCUUACCAGCUCAUCCAACUUUGCUGAGGACACACGAACCAGGAGGAGCCCCCCGCUGUCUCUCAGCAUCAAGCACAAGCGUACAUCCUCAGAGCCAGCUCCUUGGGUCCCACUUAGCCCUGAGAAACCAAGUCUUGCCAUCCUGGCUUCGGGUGCCCUGAAGGCCAUGGAUUGCCUCUACACGCCUGUUCCCAGCAAAGCUGAACAGCCUGGCCCACACCGAUCCCUCCAAGAGUCAGAGCCAUGUUGUGGACAUCCCCCACAUGUCCCACCUCCUCUUCCUCGGAGGAGCAGUUUGAACAAGCUGCUGCUCCGCAGGGUCCGCGCUCUUUAUGACUGCAAUGCUGACCGGGAAGAUGAGCUGACCUUCCGCACAGGCGAGAUCAUUGUGGUGUCUGAAAAGGAGGACAGCAACUGGUGGAAAGGCUGGAUUGAAGGACAGCCUCACAGGCGAGGUGUCUUCCCUGCUUCCUUUGUUCAUGUGCUCAACGAAUAG